This is a messenger RNA of Colossoma macropomum (tambaqui), 4002 nucleotides long. RefSeq names its product short transient receptor potential channel 5-like. The transcript has 11 exons. Gene Ontology annotation, molecular function: store-operated calcium channel activity; inositol 1,4,5 trisphosphate binding; protein binding. The record is from RefSeq and is a predicted model, not a curated record. Gene Ontology annotation, cellular component: cation channel complex; membrane. The coding region runs from base 762 to 3872 and encodes 1036 amino acids. Gene Ontology annotation, biological process: regulation of cytosolic calcium ion concentration; calcium ion transmembrane transport; manganese ion transport. Lineage: Eukaryota; Metazoa; Chordata; Actinopteri; Characiformes; Serrasalmidae.
GAAUGAGAGUAGGAGGAGGGUGAAGCAAAAGGGAGAAAAAGCGAGAAAACCGAAGGACAGCAGGAUGAGAGAGCUGGAGAGGAAGACAGAAGGAUAGAGAGAGAGAGGGAGAGAGAGAGAAAAAGAGAGCCAGGAGCAGCAUUGAGACAGACAGAGCUGGAGCCACAGACGCCGCUACGGAGACCACACUCCAUCCGGCAACCAUGACAACCAAGGCAAGCGCACGCCGAGCCCCCAGCCUUCUCCUUCUCUGGCGCCAGUGAGGGGGCUAUGAACCUCGACGUACUGAGGGAACGAAGACUGCGAAAAACAGCAUAAGAAAACAUCAAAAAAACACUCAAGAACAGCCUUACCCAAAGGAUACUUAUCCUUUUUUAUUUUUUGCUUUCUUGCAUUUAAUUUCUCCUUCUUCCCUCAGUAGUGAUGAAGAGGUAUGGGGGUUGAAUGGAUGGAGCUGUCUCCACUGCUGAUUGUGAGGGUGCGCUCCCCUCAUUGCUUGCGAGAGAUGCUGAGAAGCUGUACCCAGGAAACCCUCCAACCUUGACCCAGCAAUGGAGUCCCUGAGGUGGGCUUGAAACACCUCCACACCCCAUCCCCCUCAUGUUUCCCUUUGGGAACAAACAAGCAGAACUACUGCCCCCCGGACUGGAAAACCAACUCGUCCUCCUCAAAUUGGCGGAGGAGCCCAAGAGAUGAACGAUGUAAAGCCAAUGGGCAUCAGCUUGCUGUAACCUUGUAUAAGCCAGUGUCAGUGAGUCCUCAUGAACCCCAUGGCCCAGCUGUACUACAAGAAGGCGAGCUACUCGCCUUACCGUGACCGCAUCCCACUGCAGAUUGUGCGGGCAGAGGCCGAGUUGUCGGCUGAGGAGCGGGCCUACCUGACCGCAGUGGAGAAAGGCGACUAUGCCGGGGUCAAGAUGGCCCUUCAAGAGGCCGAGAUCUACUACAACAUCAACAUCAACUGCCUUGACCCCUUGGGGCGCAGUGCGCUCCUCAUUGCCAUUGAGAACGAGAACCUGGAGGUGAUGGAGUUGCUGCUGAGUCACGGCGUCCAUGUGGGCGACGCACUGCUUUACGCUAUCCGCAAGGAGGUGGUGGGAGCAGUGGAGUUACUGCUGUCCUACAGGAAACCCAGCGGUGAGAAGCAGGUGCCUGCUCUGAUGAUGGACACACAGUUUUCGGAGUUUACUCCUGACAUCACACCAAUCAUGCUGGCUGCCCACACCAACAACUAUGAAAUCAUCAAGCUCCUAGUACAGCGCAAGGUGACCAUCCCCCGACCGCACCAGAUCCGGUGUGACUGUGUGGAAUGCGUGUCCAGUUCAGAAGUAGACAGCUUGAGGCACUCUCGCUCUCGGCUCAACAUCUACAAAACCCUGGCUAGCCCCUCACUCAUCGCUUUGUCCAGCGAGGACCCCAUCCUUACAGCAUUUAGGCUGGGCUGGGAGCUGAAGGAACUCAGUAAAGUGGAGAAUGAGUUCCGGCAGGAGUAUGAGGAGCUUUCGCAGCAGUGCAAGCUCUUUGCCAAGGACCUGCUGGACCAGGCACGCAGCUCACGUGAACUGGAGAUUAUCCUCAACCAUCGCGAUGACCACAGUGAGGAGCUGGACCCCCGUGAGUGCAGAGACCUGGCCAAGCUCAAGCUGGCUAUUAAGUACCACCAGAAGGAGUUUGUGGCUCAGCCCAACUGCCAGCAGCUCUUAGCCACGUUGUGGUAUGAUGGUUUCCCAGGUUGGAGGCGACGUCACUGGGUGGUGAAGCUGGUGACCUGCUUCACCAUAGGCCUGCUGUUUCCCGUCUUCUCCAUCAUCUACCUGCUGGCCCCAAAGAGCACACUGGGCCUCUUCAUCAAGAAACCCUUUAUCAAAUUUAUCUGUCACACUGCCUCAUACCUGACCUUCCUCUUCCUAUUGCUCUUGGCCUCACAGCACAUAGUACGAACUGACCUGCAUGUUCAAGGGCCACCUCCCACCGUCGUGGAAUGGAUGAUCUUACCUUGGGUACUUGGCUUCAUUUGGGCUGAGAUCAAAGAGAUGUGGGAUGGAGGCUUUACUGAGUAUGUCCAUGACUGGUGGAACCUGAUGGACUUUGCCAUGAACUCUCUCUACCUAGCCACCAUAUCCCUGAAAAUGGUUGCCUAUAUUAAAUACAACAGCUCCCGUCCUCGUGAGGAGUGGGAGAUGUGGCACCCUACGCUGAUUGCUGAGGCACUGUUUGCCAUUGCCAACAUCUUCAGUUCCCUUCGGCUCAUUUCACUCUUCACAGCCAACUCGCACCUGGGCCCUCUGCAGAUCUCACUGGGUCGCAUGCUUCUGGAUAUCCUUAAGUUUCUCUUUAUCUACUGCCUGGUGCUGCUGGCCUUCGCCAAUGGCCUCAAUCAACUGUACUUCUACUAUGAGACUGAGGCAGCCGAUGAGCCCAACCACUGCAAAGGGAUCCGCUGUGAGCGGCAGAACAACGCCUUCUCUACGUUAUUCGAAACCCUCCAGUCUCUCUUCUGGUCUGUCUUCGGUUUGCUCAAUCUAUACGUCACCAACGUGAAGGCUCGGCACGAGUUCACGGAGUUUGUGGGAGCUACCAUGUUCGGCACGUACAACGUCAUCUCACUGGUGGUGCUGCUCAACAUGCUCAUCGCUAUGAUGAACAACUCAUAUCAGCUUAUUGCUGACCACGCUGACAUUGAGUGGAAGUUCGCCCGCACCAAGCUGUGGAUGAGCUACUUUGAUGAAGGAGGGACACUUCCCCCACCCUUCAACAUCAUUCCCAGCCCAAAGUCAGUAUGGUAUCUGUGUGUGUGGCUGCACAACCGACUCUGUGGCCAGGGCCAGCCCAGGCCUAAGGAGCAGCACAAACAUGAGAACCUCAAGGAGUUCACGGAACGACAUGCUGACAACCUCAUUCAAAACCAGCACUAUCAGGAGGUGAUCAGAAAUCUGGUGAAGCGAUACGUGGCAGCCAUGAUCCGCAGAACCAAAACAGAUGAGGGGUUGACAGAGGAAAACUUCAAGGAGCUCAAGCAGGAUAUCUCCAGUUUCCGCUAUGAGGUUCUGGACCUGCUGGGCAACCGCAAGCCUCCACGUCGCACCUACUCCUCCAGCAGCGAGGCCACGCAGCAGGAUGAUGCAGCUGAAGUUGAGCAGGAGGAGAGGCGGGACAGGGACGUGAGUUGUGAAGAGGGAGCAGAGUUGUCAAGGGUCAGGAGCUCUGUUUCCUUCGCCCAGGUGGACAGAAAGAACCGCGAGAGUCAGUACAGUGUGUCAGCCCUUUUCCGGUCCAUGGCAGGCAUGGAGGAACCUCCUGACGAUAGACCAAAGAGCAAUGGCUUGAGGAAGAGCAAGUGGUCGCCCUCCUCAUUUGUGAGGACGAGCAGCCGCCUACAGCGUUUUUCACGCUCCAAGAAGGACUCCUUGCGCCGCUUGGGCUUGCUGUUCCAUCGUAUGAAUGGACAUAUGCCAGAGGCACGCACGCAGAGCCUUGGCGAUCAGCCUCUUCAGCAACAGCAGCAGUCUGCCUACAGCAUCUCGGACAGAGUUUUACAGCCGCAAACCUCCUGGAAGGACCCGCAGGCUCUGCCGGAGGACCGGGUGACAAGGAGCGAGCUGCACCUGCACACACUGGAAGUGGGGUCCAGAGAGAGAGAUUCAAACCCAAUGCAGUCCACAUCUCAGCAGGCAAAUGGCAGGGACAGUCUCUUACUCAGGCCCCCCGGCCACUCCUCGCUGCCUCCCCUGCACUGUGCUUCCAGCCUAACUGCCUCCAGCUCCCGCCUGCUGUCCUCCAAUGAGGACCUUUGUCAGGGUUGGGUUGGACCCUGUGACAGCCUGGGUUCUUCCUAUUGGGAGCAGGAAGAGUCUGUCACAACUCAGCUCUAGGCACAGACUCAUUGGCUGCUUGAGAGUAGGCCAUGACAAUUGAGGCAAUCCUGCUAUGACUGUUUCCAGCCUAAAAUGACUGUGUAUUAACAAAACUGGCAAUGGACAACACUCGUACAUACAGUACUCA